Messenger RNA from Rhodotorula toruloides NP11, 2136 nucleotides. RefSeq lists its product as uncharacterized. Lineage: Eukaryota; Fungi; Basidiomycota; Microbotryomycetes; Sporidiobolales; Sporidiobolaceae. The record is from RefSeq and is a predicted model, not a curated record. Bases 1 to 2136 code for a protein of 711 amino acids. The transcript has 5 exons.
AUGCCAUCAAGCUUAGGGGCUGUCUCGUCGGGCACUCUGCAGCCGCAAUCGGACCGUUCGGCGGCAGUCAGGUCUUCCAUGGAGCUCGAGUACUCGCACAAGGGGUACCGCGACCCUUGGUCCUAUGUUGAGGCGCAGUCGAAGUGGGUCAAGAGGGAGACUUUCGACGACCAGGAGGAGGACUGGGCGUCGAGUUCGCAUCUCAUGUAUGCGCACUUCGAAGUCGAAGCAAGGGGUAUCAUCGGGGCGGUGGAGAGGAGUGCAGUCACGGGGUUCUACAGGAGCGUGGCGCUUCAAUCGGCACAUCUCGUCAGCCCUCUGAGGUUCGCUCGCCUGACCGAGGGGAAGGAGGGCGAUGCGCGUCACGUUACUGGUUUCAGAGGACAGAGAGCGGUCAAGUGGCUGAUCGACGCCAAGGUCGUCCCGACGUUUGCGGACAUCAACUGCGACGCGAACCGGAUCAACAUGGAGAAUCACUACCACGCCGCAUUUCACGCCGGCCGGCUUCGCCUCAUCCCCGAUGCCAACCUUGUCCUCGUCCGCCUCAUGAACGAGAUCAAGUACCAGGAGGCCCGGCUUGCGACGCUCGAAGGCGCGCGCGCCGCAGCAGUCGUCGUGCCGCAGAAACGAGACCCUCCGGACAACUCCGGUGAAUCCCCUUCUCCGUUCGCUCCUCCGCCAGUCCGACCCGGCUUCCAAGACUUCUACGAGACCCUCGAGCGCAUGGGCGCUGUCUUCCGCCUCUUCGGGACGAUCGACAUCACGGACCCGCUCGUCCAGAGGCGAGACGUUCCGACAAUCUUCAAGCUCGAGGGGCUCGACCUCGACUCUCCUCGCCGCAAGACGGUCGAGCCACGCGACGAGCCCGGUGGGGUCCUCUACUCGAACUAUCCUGUCUUUCCGCCCCUACUGGUUCCGGUCUCGAUGAACUUGUUGCUCUACGCGGUCAAGGAGUCGGUGGAAAUCGGACUGCCGGUGUCGUUUGCAGUCAUGGACGAGACUCGUCGUCUGCAAGGCAUCAUCCAUCUCCUCAUCUCGUUCUGGAUGCUCGACGACGACUGCACCGAAGACGACAUCCGUGCCCUCGUCGACGCUUCUCGCCAGCGCAUCCUCUCCGACUAUCCCGGCUCGACUUGGGCCGACGCUCUCCAGCACCUGAGCAGCCUUGCGCCUGUCGACCUUGCUUCGCGCGUCCAGCUUCCUGCGGGCAUGAUCGACUCGAGGACGGCACCCCCGCCGCCUCCGCAGGGUACUUCUCGGCGCUGCGACUUCGAGACCGGCAACCGCAUCGACGGUGAAGCUUGCGAUAAAGCUCUCAACGAGGCCAGCUUUCACGCCCCGUCCUCGCCGCCCCUCGCGUACCCGCCUCGCACGCCUCUCACCGAAGAUCUUCAGAUCGCUACCUCCGUACAGGCCGAGAUCUUGCAGAAGGACCUCGACGCAGCGGCGGGUCCAUCUUGUCGGACCGUGACCGUGUCUCGCGAAGAAGCGGAUGUCGACGACCUCUCACUCGAGGACGCGCCUUCCACCGUUCAGCGCGCACCCGAAUCUUCCACUGCUAAAGAUGCAGGAUGCAGCGACGCUCUCGCCGCCGUCGCAAGUCUCUCCCGAAUCGGAGUCGCGGUUUCCUCGCCCGGCGGGCCCGUCCGCCAGCCUCCCUUCCGCCGCCUUGACAUCGACGAGCUGCGCGAGCUCAUCGCAGGCUCGUACACGCUCGAUCUUGCGCCUCCAAUGCGUCUCCCGAUUCCGCCACUCUCCGUCAUCGUCGAGCCGUCACCGAGCGAGGCGGGCCAGCACUCGUACGUUCACUUUGGCCGCCUCGCCGAACGCAAGUGCGACGUCAAGAUCGUCUUCAAGGUGUCGGCAAACGAGGAUGCGUACGAAAACCGUUGCAUCGCGAACGAGGGGAUCUUGUACGAGAAGUACGGGCAUCUGCUCGUCAAUGUUCUCCCGCGCUUCGUCGGGACGUACAUCGGCGGCUGGGAGAACAGCCUCGUCGUGGUCCUGAUCCUUCAACGGCACGGUCGCUGCUUCGAGGAGUGGAGCGCGUUGACGUUGGCGCAGCGCACCGACGUGAUGGCUUGCCUCGAGAAGCUGCACUCCGUCGGCAUCAAGCACUGCGACGUCAAGCCCUAG